Messenger RNA from Oryza sativa Japonica Group (Japanese rice), 1610 nucleotides. Its product is annotated as phytolongin Phyl1.1. Lineage: Eukaryota; Viridiplantae; Streptophyta; Magnoliopsida; Poales; Poaceae. The record is from RefSeq and is a predicted model, not a curated record. Gene Ontology annotation, cellular component: membrane.
CAAGUCUUCUCCUUCCAUUCCAUUCCCCUUCUUCUCAACCUCAAAGAUUUCGCCUUUCUCUCUCUUCUCUCUCUCUUCGUCGCCUUCCUCCUCCUCCUCUGCCCCCCCUCUUCGUCUUCCUGUCGAAAUCCCAAUCCUUCCAACUCCGCACCUUUGCCUGCCUCCUCCGAUCCCUUCCUCCGCCGCCGCUGCUGUACGGGGCGUCGUCACUUCUUUUUAUUUAAUUCAAAGUUUCUUUGAUCCGGGAUCCUGCAGCCGUCUGUGGAGAAGAAGACCCAGUCUGAAUCUAAUCCUUGUGGAGAGUUGAAUUGGGGACCCAAAAAGGGCGGUUUCUUGUGUAGCUGAAUUUGGGGUAGGGGAGUUGCUGUCAGUGUGUGAACUGUGAAGGGGGGGUUGGGGGUGGCUGCUUCUGAGAAUUUUGAUGAAUUCUCGCCGAUCCAGGUCUGUAAAGCUCGUGUCCACGCGCGCCAAGCCCCUCGAGGUCGAGAUCGCCAAGGAGGACGAGCGGAUGAGCUCGUCGGCCGACAACACGGUGUACUGCUGCAUUGCAAAGGGGAGGAAGAUCAUCUACUGCUACAACAGCAAGGAUGGUGACCCCCAUAUGGAGACCACCGCCGCGCUCUGCCUCGAGAAUGCGCCCUCGUAUCACCGGCAUUAUAUCCACACGGCGGGGUCUAGGAGCUAUGGCUAUCUCAUGGCCGAUGGGCACACCUUCUUCGCGAUCAUUGACCCGAGUGUCGGAAAUGUGGGUGCCUUGCAGUUCCUGGAGCGUGUGCGCGAAGUGUUCAGAACUGUAAAUAGGAGCGGCUUCCAUGACUCGCUGGUACCGGCUGUACAGAGGCUGGUGGCUUCGCUGGAGAAGAUGCCCCAUGCAACAUUUGACCUUGAGGAAAGUGUGGAAAAGGGAGAGCCUAGUGACAGCUCUAGCUGCACCUCAUCGAAGGUUCCUUUGCUAGGGAGAAGUGGGAGUAGGAAGGAUAAGAAGAAGGCUAAGGAGAAGGCAGCGUCAGCUGCGGUUUGCGAGGAUGAGCAGCAUGGAACUAGGGGAGUGAGAAUUGAUGUGCCACCAGAGGAGGUUGGUGGCAUGUCGCUGGAGCGGAGUGCAAGCCAGUCCAGGCUGCGACGACAGCACUCAUCCCGGUCAUUGUGGGUGCGCCAUGUGAAGAUCAUCAUCGUCGUCGAUGCCAUCAUCUGCAUACUGUUGUUUGCUGCUUGGCUAGCCGUUUGUAAGGGUUUCCAGUGUGUGUCUAGCUGAGGAAAAGAAAUCCUGGCAUGAGUUGUAUAGCUAUUGGAGAAAUGAGAAAGCUUUAAUUUGUGGUGAGUUUUGAUUUGUUGCUUUUCCGGAAAGGUAAAUACUACCAGCCAAGAAAAUGAUGAAUUGAGAGUUGUACCAGCGAAAAUAAUGCGGGGGGAGGGAGGCUGCAAUUACCAAGAUACAAUAUGUUGCUGAUGAUCAGAUGGUGAAAAUGGAGGCUCAAUGCUGUAAACAUGUAGAUAGAUAUGCUUCUCCUCUUGUACAUGGCAAUUCGAAUGUACAUACGCUUCACCCCUUGUACAUGAAUACAUGAUAAUGUGAUAGGAUUAUUAAAAGAUUUCAUCUGUUCGUGAUA